GCCCGGGAAAGAUCCCUGACCUCUUCCUCUUGAAACUGUACAUUUAUAUACAAUUUAGUUUAUCGUCCCCUGAGACAUCCCUGUUUCAGUGGAUCUGUUAAAGCAGUGAUGGUAGAGUAAGGACACAUAGUUCAGAUGGAAGAAGAAAGAAUGCUAAAAGCGAACUGGUUAUUGGUGGACUGGAAACUCACGGAAAUUUCUGCAGGAUCUGUGGUGGCGGCCGUACCGGCUUCAAGUGCAGCAGCAAUUCUGACCUUUUUGUAGUGUGAAACAGAAAAGGUCAUUGAGACCAACAAGGGAAACAAAGGGUGUACGUUAUAUUCCGUGUUCGUGGCAACAUCGAGAGAGAGGGGAAGAUAAAUAUUUGAAGAUAUAAGCAAAAGCCUCUUUGAAGUUGGAUAGGCAAGGUCGCCACGCGUGUUGCAGGGAAACUGGUGUGGUGAACGUACACUGCAGGUGUGCAGGAUUACGCAGAAAUGGCCACUUACGCCACGUACCGGCACGUAGAACUUGACCGUGUCGGCUUAGGCAAAAAGAGGGUCCUGAAGCCUCCAGGUGGUGGAUCAUCCAUCAGUUUUGGAGAAGAGAGCGAUGAUUACGUGAAGCCCAAGGCCAAGCCAACACCUGCCGAGGAAGUUCCAAAGGAGGACCCAGAGCAAGCUCCUAAGCUUGAAACUAACGGUAUGGACACCCCUGAGAAAGAUUGUGCUGCUGCCACCAAGGAAAGUAACCCUAGCACUGCCACCAAUGGUUCCAUCACAAGUGGGUCUUCCACUCCCACAUCUAGAGUAGAUACUCAAUCUCGUCUCUUUGGAGAAGAGCCGCCAAAGGAGGCGCAGUGCCGCCGAGUUCGAGAUCAUCAACGCAGCAACAUCUUUGGGGCUGAGGUGAACACGAAUCCCAAUGGAACACCCAACGGCUCUCCUAGGGCAGCUGGAAACCCUGUCUCUUCAGAGACUCCUGAGACCAAGACCACAGAGCAGCCACAGCCGCAGCAGAAACAGCGUAUCCCUCCAGGUGGUUUCUCCACCAAACUCUGGUAGAAUGGCAUCUCUGGUCCUGGAAAACACUAACUCCACUAAGGCUCUUCGUAGCAGGCAUUAACCUCUCAAGGGAUCAUGAAUAUCUAGGGGAUGCUAACCUUGAAAUUGAACUAGCAUGUAGAAAAGCUGUUCGCAGUCUCAUAGCACAUUAGAUUGACUGUAGUUAAUUUUUUAAACUUUUUGUAAAAGAGUUCCAAAUAUUUGCAAAGGCAAUGUUGAGAAAGAAGUGUGGAGACUAAUGAGCAAGUGAGCAUAAUGUCAUAACCCUGAUUUCAGCAGCUUUGCUUCAUCAGGGAUCCUUAGCAACAAGUUUAUCCUAGUUGUGUAGGUCAUUUGUUAAUCAGUUCAGAUUAUACUCCUUAAUAUUUCAUAACCAUUGUGUGUACUAAAAUUAUGCAUAGUAUAUUUGGUUUAUAGAUAUAUUUUAAUAUCUUUCUAGUUUUAAUCUAAUAUGUAACUCAUUACCAGAGACAGCAAUGACUGAUAAGCUUGCCUAUUUCAUGUUAUGGUAAGGGUUUUUGUGCUUUUACCUUCUUGCCUCUCAACCCUUUUUUUACAUUGAUUCCAAACAUUUAGCUUGCAUCUGCAGUUUGGAGAAACCAAUUAGAUGUUAAAUUUCAGCCAGUUGAAAGUUGCUCAACAAUACUGUUUGAAGAGAAUUCAUCAUGGAGUGGAAGCUUAGUCAUGAAGCUUUAAAAAGUGUUAACAAGGGAAGCAAUAGGAUUCAUCAUGCUCAUUCCACUUAGUUUUAAGAAAGUGUAUCCUUGCAAUCCUGAAGAUGUCUUGAAUCAAGUAUGAAUUUGUGAUGCACUUCCAUCUGUCAUUCUAUUUUCUAUAAAAGCUAUACAUUGUCAUCAAUAUUAUAAUUUGCAGAAACGAUUUAGCAAUUCAUGCAGAAUGCUGUAUUUUAUUAUUAUUAUUAUUAUUAUUAUUAUUAUUAUUAUUAUUUUUUAAUAUCCCCUUCCGUGAUUACAUUGUUAGCAAAUUCCAUCAAGUCUGUGAUAUUUUUUUCUUUUACUGGAAGGAUUAGUAUGUGAGCAUGCAAUUCACCCAGUGCAUGUGACAUUAGGAAAUCUGUAAUGAGAUGAAAUGUAACUGUGGGAACUCUAAUAAAAAGGAAUUAUAAUGCUUAAUUUGGCUCAUGCAGAAAGAAGUCAUUUGUAUGAAUUUCAAUAAAUUGAAUCACCCA
Molecule: messenger RNA, 2232 nt
Organism: Penaeus chinensis
Lineage: Eukaryota; Metazoa; Arthropoda; Malacostraca; Decapoda; Penaeidae
Product: microtubule-associated protein Jupiter-like
Exons: 3
Coding region: 477-1043 (188 amino acids)
Cellular component (GO): nucleus
Source: RefSeq, a predicted model, not a curated record